Messenger RNA from Micropterus salmoides (largemouth bass), 6866 nucleotides. Its product is annotated as CD276 antigen homolog. Bases 93 to 620 code for a protein of 175 amino acids. The record is from RefSeq and is a predicted model, not a curated record. The transcript has 3 exons. Lineage: Eukaryota; Metazoa; Chordata; Actinopteri; Centrarchiformes; Centrarchidae.
CCAGCAGUUCAUCGUUCUGCACUCUGCAGUCAGGGACUUCUCGUUCAUCUCGGGCCUGGCUUAGCAUAAACUUCGGGAAUAUUCUGGCCAACAUGUUAUCUUCUGCCUCCUGUCCGCCCUGCUGGACUCUGCUGCUGCAGGUGCUGCUGGUUUCUUCCUCUGGAGAUCAACUAUUCGGUGAGGUGAGCAUAAUUGCUCGCCCUAGAGACGACGUGACUUUACCGUGUCGAGCACCAGGGCAAUCCCCUAUCAGAGCUGCAGAGUGGAGCAGGCCUGACAUGACGACACAGUACGUCUUCUUCUACAGGGACGGGCAGGCUGAUAACACCUUUCAGCAUCCCUCUUAUAAGGACCGGGUGGAGCUGGCGGACAGCAAGGUGAAAGAUGGCAACCUGUCAUUAGUGCUGAAGAAUGUGAUGCUCAACGACUCUGGAACAUACGAGUGUCGAGUUAAACAGGAAGCCACGAAACGCACGACGAGACAUGUUAUUAAGUCCGAGCCCAUCAGCAUCGUCAAAGUGACCGUUAUACAAUCACGUGGUGCAGUUGAACCUAUUGGAGGACACCUGGUUGGACAUGUCGGGCUGGUAGUGGGGCUGGUGCUGAUGGCUGUCAUUUGAUUUGUGGGUGGUGUUAUGAUGUACAAGAACGUUAAAGGAUCCUUACGGUACACCACUUUAUUUGCCCCAAGCUAGGGCUGCAUAAUAUAUUGUUCAGCAUCGUCAACGCUAUCCGACUUUUAGGAGGGUUCGCAGGGUUCUUGAAAAUAACUGAAGAACAGAUAAAAAACACUGAAACAGUGGCUUUGGGUUUGAAAAGAAAAGCAACUUUUGUAUUAUACUGGUGGAAAGCUACUCUUUUAAAUAAAAUAUGGUUGCUGCAUUAAAGCUCGAGAGGGUAGUUUACACUCAAAAAAGUCUUCAGACCAAAAAUAAAUAUUUUAGCUAAUUUAUUUUCCAACAAAAUCAAUGCAAUAAUUCUAACAUGCCUAAAUAAUUUCAAAUAGAGCAACUGAAGUCAUCUGGUAAAAACUCCUUUGUUUUUUCAUAUCGCAGAAAAGAAAAAUAGUGCAGUCUCAGAUUUUUCCAAUAUCCUACACUAAGCUAUGAAUACCUGCUUUUCCACUGUGGCCUCACCGCAGCCACUCAGAAUUCUCCAUUCUGAUUGGCUGGCAAAUGUCCAGUCAUUUCUCACAACCAAUUAAAGGGCCAGUGUUAUCAAAGACAGCAGCAGUGAGGUUUAGCUGAAUAGCUAGGAGCUGGGGUUAUUUAUGUAACAAAUAACAUACAACAGGUACAGUGAAGUUGAACUUCUAUGGGAAUUUAAAAUUCCGUUAACGGCUGAAAAUUCAUUUAUCAAGCAGCGAUUGUGUUUAAUGUGGAGGUGACUAACGGUCCGAGGAGUAAUGAAGCUGCAGCCUGCAGGCGUGAGGGAUGUCUGCAGGGGCCGGCUUUGAGAGAGAGAGUAUAUCCAUGGUGUAGAUCUGUCUCUGUGAGGAACAAGCUCAGCUUCAGACCUCCGGAGUGAGGGCACUUUUGGAAAGUGAGGGUAUUUCCUCACUUUGCCUUUAAAGGACUUGGUUUGAAGUUUCAGGUUAGAAUCAUACAGAGGCAAAUCACACAUCGUGCUGGUGAUGGUGGUGCAUCUCAACCACUGGGAUUUAAAGAGGUCGAGUUCCUCUCCUUGUGCUGUUACCUUGUCGUGGUGGGGAGGCUUGUGUUACUCCAAAACCCUGAGAGCUGGUGGGAGUUUGAGCUGGGUUGCUCUCAGGUGAGGGGCAGACGAAAGACAGCAUGAUCGGUUUGGGCAAUUGACCCUUUGCUUACCCCUUAGUUACUGUUGCUAAGUCCGACAAACUGUCGGCGCUGCCGCUGUCCAUUACUGCAGUUUUGUCAAAUUUGUUGUAAACAGUUUUGCAGUUGCAUUAUAGAUUUGAAGGUUGUAUUCAGGCUGUCAAACUGACUCAAACGGACGUGAAAAAAAUUAAAGAUAGAAGAUAAAUCACACAGUAGGCCUACAAGUGAACCACCACAUCCCCCGACGAUUAAGACAAAAGACAACAAUAUUAAGGCCGACCCAGCUUCACUAUUCCUGUAAAGCUGGGUAGGCCUCUGUUCAUUAUUACAAUCAUUAAAAAGCAGAACAGUAGGGUGAGGGGUGGGGUUAGGGUUAUUUUUCUGGAUUUAUUUUAGGUUUUGGAAAGAGAAUAAAUCUCCUUUCAACCUCUCUGGGUAGCUGCUGUAACUAUUACAAGUGCCCCAGGAACAGCGUUUGACCAUAUGUUAGAAAAAUACAGCCAAGAAAAGCUAGAAAACGACUCUUUUUGCAUUAGAGUCAAUGGAGCGCAUCCAUGAACGUGUCGGACCUCAGAUAGAGCGAAACCUAUACUGCGCUGUGUUUAGCCAGCUGUGUGUUCGGGGUGUGGCUUCGCAAUUAAUUUGGCAUCAAUUACUGACACUGCUGAAACAGCAAAAGGGUCAGCCCCUGGACACCACGGGCUGGUUCAGCCUGGGCUGGGCUGCCUGGGAAAGGAUGUCUUAUGUUGAAACACCCGAGGACUACAUGUUUUAUCACUAUGUGUGUAAGAGUAAGUUUUGACUUGUGUGCCUGUUAAUGAGCCAGCCGGCUUAAUGAGAGCUUAUGAAAGGUGUGUUGACAGCUCCGAAAGAUGGCCCCAGGACGAUGAAGUUCACAAGAAUAUGUUUUCUCCUUACUGUUACACACAGAGAAAUCAAGGGUACGAAUGUUGUACCCGAGCAGGGUACGAGGAGUGUACCUUUGAACGGUGUUGUUCUUGUCUGUACCUCUAAAAGAACAUUUUUGCACCCUUAGUGACAAAAAAAGCGACUUACAAUUGUUAUAUAUUUCAGAGGUCGCACGCCUCUGGAGCAACUAGGGGUUAAGUGUCAGGGGCACAAUGGUGGACGUGUCACAGUGGGAAUUGAACCCGGGUCUCACACACCAGAGGCAUGUGUGUUAUCCACUGGGUCUGCAUCAUUUGCCUGUACAUUAAGUUUAUUAAAAGGACAGUUAUGUACCCUUUGCUGUCAGCAAUGAUGCCGUACCUUCAAAAAUAAACAAAGGUCCACGGUUAAAACACCCUUUCCGUAACUUACAGGGUCCUUUUUUGAAAAAUGGAUCUGUAGGGAACAGAAAUGAUACCCCUAUUCUCUGUGUGUGUUGGCCUGGUCCUCAGUACUCGGGCCCGCCCGUCCACCUCCUUACUCAGACAUGACGCUCUGGGGCGCCACAGUGCGUAUCAAACUGACUCCUUACGGGUCUUGACCAUGCGUACAUAUGUGAGCAGAACGUGUUUGACGUGUGUGUUUUACCACACUAAUGCUAAUAUUAAACUUUUAUCCUAGAAUUAUUAUUAUUAUAAUUCCCUUUUUAAUAAUUACAAAGACAUAUAAGGUAUUAUUAACACCGAUCAGCCAUAACAUUAUGACCACCAGCUUUUCCAUCAAAACAGCCCCGAGCCAUCGAGGCCUGGACUCCACUGUGUGGUCUGACACCUUUCUACCAGAACCGGCAUCACUUUGACCGUCUGUUGGAUCGGAUCACACGGGCCAGCCUUCGCUCUCCACAUGCACAGGGUGCAAAAUUUACUUUUUUGUCUACCAGCCAAUGGCUGGUGAAUGCUCAAAGUGUACCCGCCACUCAACAGAUUCCCAUUGUUUGUUGGCUGGUGAGUGAAGGAAAUCUGCCAUUUCUCUGGUGGCUGGUGCAAAUUUUAAACUCUGCACAUGCAUCAAUGAGCCUUGGACACAUGAGCCUGUCGCUGUUUCACCAGCUUUUCCUUAAUCGGACCGCUUUUGAUCGGUACUGACUCCUGCAGACGGGUUUGGAGAUGCUCUGACCCAGUCGUCUAGCAGUCAGAGUCUGGCUCCUGUCAAAGUCGCUCAAAUCCUCAUGCUGCCCAUUUUUGCUGCUUCUAACACAUCAACUCUGACGACACAAUGUUCGCCUACUGCCUGAUACGUCCCACCCACUCAGUGUUAUUCUCUUCACCUGCAGUGGUCAUAAUGUUACGGCUGAUUGGUGUAUGUUGUUAUGAGAGGGGUUAGUAGUUCUUUCAGGUAGGAGGGGGGAACAUUUCCAAAGAUGUACUGGUGGGUGAGGAGAGAGACCUUGCAGCACUGUGCUGAAUAUACUGCAGACUCUUGUUAGGGAUCCUGACGAGCAGUGCGGUACAGUAAUUGAGUGUUGAGGAGACAAAGGGGGUUUUCAGCAUCAGCGGUGGUGAAACAGAGUUUUGCAAUAUUUCUUAGAUGAUACAAAGAGAAUCUGCAGAGGUUUUUGAUAUGGGCUUCAAAGGUGAGUUGUGGGCGGUCAUGACCAGAGAUAGUUAUACUGGUUAUGGAGCUUGACUGGACUUGAUGUGAGUUGCCAACAAGAACUGCCUCAGUUUUAGAGCUGUAAUACUCGAAGAAGUUCUGUUUCAUCCAGACCUUUAUCUCCUCCUGACAAGAAGAGAUUAAGACGGAGAUGAUGUUGGUGAGGCUGUAGAGGUGUGUGUGUCCGAUUUCAUGUACAGUUGUGUGUCAUCAGCAUAACAGUGAAAUGAGACUCCAUAGCAGCUAAUGACUUGGCCGAGGGGGGAGGAUGGAAAUGAUGAAGAGGAUCGGGCCAAGAACUGACCCCUGGGGGACCCUGCAGGAAACUGUUUGUUGCAGGAACCUUGCACUUCCAAGUGAAAUGUACUCUGUUCGGUCAGUGAGUCCAGGGGUUUAGUGUAGCCUGAGGAGUAUGCCAACGAUCCACAUCGAAUGCUGUAGACAGAUCGAGGAGAAUGAGCUGCCAUUCGUAGGUCGUUUGUGACUCCACCCAGGACUGUUUUUGUGCUGUGAGCAGAGCGGAAACCAGACUGAAAGUUUAAAGAAAAGGGUGUUAUGUUUGAGAUUAUGUUGGGAGAUUGGUAAUGUGCCUGUAAUUAGCAAAUGCAUCUGGAUCAAAGGUGGGUUUUUAUGAGAAGUCUUCGGAUUAUCGUGACUCGUAAGUCAUCAUCAGUCUUUGAACUAAAGAGACCCGAGAAGGGAAUCUGUCGUGCUAGACUGUUUUUAUGUUGUUUUUGAGAACUUUUUACGAGGUGACAUGUUGAAUCCUCGGUUGAUAUGGUAACGGGAACCAAGUAACGUCUAUGAAACUUUUGCUCUGUCAAAAAACAUCCGAGUUGUCUUUGGGUCUCUUUAAGACGUACUUAUGUCAAAAAUCAGGACUGUGAAAUUAAUGAAAGCCCUUUGACUCGCUCAGCUCGGGAAUGACAUUAAUAUCAUGACAAGCGUGCAGUGAAACGUUAUUGGAUUGGUGGAGGUCAAUAACUACUUUACUGCUUUUUACUACAAGUCCCAAUUUAUUUCUAUACGGUUUGUUCUUUAUUGUUUAGUUCUGUAAACAUUCAGUACACUUAGUAAAGACCGUUUGAGUUUUUGCCAGCCACAGCUUACCGGUCAUAUUAUAGACACAACUAUACUCAUGAAGUAGUGAUUAUAAUUAGUAAUGAGAGUCAUCCAUGACCAGCAGGGACGACUCAUGAAGAAAGUGGUCGAUACGUUGAUUUACAGAUAUUCAUGUUGUUACAUAAUUAGAUAUCAAACCAGGAUCUUCCAGUUCUUUACCUCUCACACGCUUCUCAGAGCCUGACAUGCCCCUCACACCUGCAGGCUGCAAUUUCAUUGCUCCUCCUCCUCCUGGAUCUCCUCGUCAAACACGCUGCGCCUGUUGUAUUUUACUGGUUACAUAAAUAACCCCAGCUCCGAGCUCUUCACUGCUGCGGUCUUUGAUAACACUGCCGCUUUAAUUCAAAACUGCAAACAAACACGAACAUCACAGUUUGCACGGCGUGGUUGUGAGAAAUGGAUGGUAGCUCAUCGGCCAAUCAGAAUGGAGAGAGUCUGAAUGUGUAGAAAACCUGCUGAACCACAGGAGCUGUUAAAGUCCAGGAGUUUGUAACUUAACAUGAAUGAAUUUAUCAUUAAUGUAAAUUGGAGCCACAUGCUCACAAGGUUCCUUUCAUUUCAACAUCGGUGGGGGACGCAUGUCAAUGGUGGGGAGGGUCAUCAACCUAGAAGAUUUUGAGCCUUAAACACUUUAAUUCCUGCAUCCUGCACCAACUUCUAAACUUAUGCCUUUUGGUUUGUGUUUUCUCUCACUAAUUUGCAGCUCACUGUUAACUGUGUGAGCAAAUUCAAUGUUCAUAUUUUAAUUACUGCUGGGGAAAGCAGUUUGUGUUUUUAGCGAUCUGUUAAAUCCUGAAUACAUUGUGAGUUUUUGACUUGAUGUUUUACAUGAAUGAACCAAAUAAGUCUUUGUUGUUGCUGGUUUCCUAUAAAGUCAACACUGUCAGUUUCUUCUCAACAAGUUUUAUUGGUUAAUUCAAAAAAACUGGUUGAACCAGAACUUAACCAAAUUUUUCUCUGUUGAAUUCUGACUUCUUUAAAUGUAGAAGUAAACUUCUAUAAAACUAGUUAUUGUUCUAUUUUGUCUCUUUGAUGUUGAAAAGAGGAUCAUUUAUUUAAAGAAAAAGAAAAACGAGUUCAGCAGAGCAAACAUGUCUGACGGUUUUGAUUUUUGUAGUAUACUAAAAGAAACCAAGUGUUCCAUCGUGCUCUGAUAACCAAAACCUUUGCUUCUUAGAAAAAGUGUUCAGUUUUUGGAAAUAAUGAUGUUCAAUCGCUAAAAAUGUGAUUAAAUUACAGUUACUUGUUUAUCAAAUCAUUCUUUGAUAACUGAAAUAGACUAUUACAUUUUAAACGGGGUAACUUGUGAUCGUUACUCUGUUACAGUGACUACUAAUGAAAUGUUUGGUUUUUUUUAUUGUCUUAAGUAUCAGUAACUCUAAAUAAAACCCAUAUCUGCUGAGUGCA